Molecule: messenger RNA, 870 nt
Organism: Alosa alosa (allis shad)
Lineage: Eukaryota; Metazoa; Chordata; Actinopteri; Clupeiformes; Clupeidae
Gene: ved
Product: ventrally expressed dharma/bozozok antagonist
Exons: 3
Coding region: 1-870 (289 amino acids)
Biological process (GO): central nervous system development; endocrine pancreas development; neuron projection morphogenesis
Cellular component (GO): nucleus
Molecular function (GO): sequence-specific double-stranded DNA binding
Source: RefSeq, a predicted model, not a curated record
AUGAAGGGACACUUCUCAGUAGAGUGGCUCUCACAGAGCAGCCAGAUCACGGACAGCCACCAGCCUGCUGUUCCCGUUUCCACAGCAGCCCUGGGGGUUCCGCAAAUGCCCAGCACCUCCGGGACCGUCUCAGAGAGCCUCCCAGGGUUCUACAGGCAGUUUAGGCCGGUCCAGGGGCCACCUCAGGAGGCCGUCAAAGAGAACCACACUGGCUUCACACAGAACGGGCAGAACCAGGAGGUCAGAAUGAACCUUCAGCAAUGUGUUCAAGGUCAAGAGACAGGGUUUAGCACAGAGGAAGAAGAAACGUCUGGCUAUGAGAGCGAAGGUGGGCGAUCGCUGUCCCCCAGUGGGAUGAAGGACAGCGCCCAGCCAGCAGUGUCACCAUCCAGUGGCCGGAGGCCUCGUACGGCCUUCACGGCAGAGCAGAUCAACAGCCUGGAGAAGGCCUUCAAAAGGAACGCUUACCUGGGCACUCAGGACAAAGCUGAGCUCUGUAAGAGGCUCCACCUCUCAGAUAAGCAGAUCAGGAACUGGUUCCAGAACCGGAGGAUGAAGCUGAAGCGGACGGUGCAGGACGCGCUGGCACACGCCUGCCAGGCCAAGGUGGCAUCUCACCUGAUGCAGUACCCCGAGCUCCAGGGCUACCGCCCGGCGCCUUACCCCACUACCCACUACUACCACCCACAGGAGUCUUCUGCGGCCUACAUGACCCCUUCCGGCCUCCACUACAACCCUGCGGCGAGCGGUCAUCUGCACAGCCUACCCGUGGACGCCCUUUAUCAGUACAGUGGGCUGUCGACCCUGGCCGUAGCCCCUGGGGGCACCCCAAGGAUGGUGCCGUACCAGGCCUACACUCAUCAGUAUUAG